AUGAAGCCACUGACAGUGGCUGUCCUCGCAGUCUUAGUUAUUGCUCUGUUAGUGCUACAUGAUGUUGAUGCGGCCCGGAGACGCAGUGGAGGAGGGAGAAGUCGUGGUGGUAGUCGAGGGAGUCGAGCCAGUCGAGCCAGUCGAUCCAGUCGAGCCAGUCGAAGCAGCCGCAGAAGACGUUCAGUUCGCCGGAUUCGUUCGUCUUCAACACCUAAAAUCACCAAAACUACACCAAUAAAACCGAUCACGUUCCGUACUCCGGUAAUCAAGUCUCAAGCAAAACGCGGUUCGCGAACCAAACUUUUCACCAAAGCCACAGCUGGCUAUCUUGUAACGAAAUAUGCACUUAGUAAAGCUCCGGUCUACUAUGAAGAGUUUCCACUCCGUGAAAGAUACGUGUCAAUUCCCGAAAAAAGAGCGGUGAGAUUAUCAUCUGAAAGAGUGAGUUUACUAGAUUCGAACGGACACUUAUGUCUCGGAAACUCCUCAAAACCUCAGACCCUUAAAGACGGAAUAGGAAAGAAUCUAUUUGAACUAAACACGACUGUGAUCUACAAGACAAACCCAGAGAACGUAAUCAGACUGUACGGCGUUGAUAACACAGUUUCACUGGAAGACGUCAAAGACAAGAACUUCACAGUUACGACUCGUGCUCGGUAUAAUGUCACAGUCGUAGAAAACGCAAACUGCACCCAACAGGAAAACCAAGUGAAUGGAACAAUGAUUCAGCUGUAUGAAUUCAACCCCAACAAAGCAAGCAAAGCCGGCAUCAAUUUUAAGUUGAUUGUUACUCUAGUCAUGCUGAUAGGAAUGCUUUAUGAGCAUCAUUCUUUAUAA
Molecule: messenger RNA, 837 nt
Organism: Porites evermanni
Lineage: Eukaryota; Metazoa; Cnidaria; Anthozoa; Scleractinia; Poritidae
Source: the annotation of a GenBank genome assembly